UGACGUAUCAACUACGAGCGCCGCUUCCAAAACACAGCCAGAAGUCUGCAAAUGCAGCCAAAAAAUGGCGUGAUUAAGUGACUGAGACACCGCACAGGUCUGACCAUGUCUGUGGUGACGGUCCAGCUGGGUCAGUGCGGUAACCAGGUGGGACAGGAGCUGUUUGACGUCAUUUGCAGCGAUGCUCGAGACGUCCACAGGAAAACGUACAGCGCCGUCAGCCGUGAGCGCUUCUUCCGCCAGACCCCACAGGGAGAGCUUGAAGCCAGGGCGGUGCUGUUCGACAUGGAGCCCAAAGUGAUCAACCACAGCAUGAACAAGGCUGCGAAGUCUGGCAGGUGGAGGUACGGAGAAACUUCCCACUUCAGCCAGAAACAGGGCUCCGGAAACAACUGGGCCAAUGGGUAUUGCGUGCAUGGCCCUCGUCACAGAGACGCGGUGGAGGAGCUGGUGAGGAGGGAGGUGGAGCGCUGCGACAUGCUGGCAGGGUUCAUCCCCAUCAUGAGUGUCGCAGGGGGGACAGGCUCAGGAGUCGGUACUUUCAUCACUCAGUGUCUCAAAGACGUCUACCCAUCGUCGUUUGUCCUUAACCACCUCACCUGGCCAUAUGGGACUGGGGAAGUGAUUGUCCAGAACUACAACUCAGUGCUGACGCUUGCACACCUCUACCAGCUCUCUGAUGCCAUCCUGGUGCACGAGAACGACAUUGUGCACAAGACCUGCAGUCAGCUGCUGAAGAUCAAGCAGAUCUCUUUCAGUGACAUCAACAGGGUCAUCGCUCACCAGCUGGGUGGGGUGCUGCAGCCCACGUUCACGCCCGUUUCCUGCGGAGAGUACAGUAGGCAUCCUAUUGGUGAGUUGAUGAGCGCUCUCGCCUGCCACCCAGAGUACAAGCUGCUGAAUGUGUGCACCAUCCCCCAGAUGGCCAGCUCCUCCAUCGCCUUCAGCACCUUCAGCUGGCCGGCGCUGCUCAAACACCUGCGGCAGAUGCUAAUCUCCAACAGCAAGAUGGAAGGAGGUAUAGACUGGCAGGUCUGUCCACCUCCAGCGUCAACAGGGCGGAGCAGGAUUCUCUCAGUUGGCAGCUUCAACACCUCCCUGGCCAACCUGCUCAUCCUGAGGGGAAAGGAUGUCUACAGUGCAGAGACGGGGGGAUUUGAAGACUCAUCUAUUUAUACUUCAUGGCUUCCAUCAGACGAAGCACUUAGCUUGUGGAAAUCUCCCAUUCCCUUCAAUAAGUAUGAGAAGUCUGCAACAUUAGUUAGUAACAGCCAGGCUCUGCUCAGACCUCUGGAUGACAUGGUGAGAAAAGCCUGGAACAUGUUUGCUUCCAGGGCCUACAUCCAUCAGUAUGUUAAAUUUGGGAUCUCAGAGGAAGAUUUUCUUGAUAGCUUUACAUCUCUAGAGCAGGUGAUCUCCAGCUACUCUGAGCUUCAGUAGGUCAGCUGAGAGUAGCUGUGAGAGGGGACACCAAGCAACACAAUGGACUGAUUUUAACUGCAUUAUUUAUUUUGGUAGAUGUUUUAAAAAAAUUGUAUAAAUAAAAUAAUU
Poeciliopsis prolifica (blackstripe livebearer) is the source of this 1551-nucleotide messenger RNA. It is a transcript of the gene tubd1, whose product is annotated as tubulin, delta 1. Lineage: Eukaryota; Metazoa; Chordata; Actinopteri; Cyprinodontiformes; Poeciliidae. Gene Ontology annotation, cellular component: cytoplasm; microtubule. Gene Ontology annotation, biological process: microtubule cytoskeleton organization; mitotic cell cycle. Bases 106 to 1440 code for a protein of 444 amino acids. The record is from RefSeq and is a predicted model, not a curated record. The transcript is spliced from 8 exons. Gene Ontology annotation, molecular function: GTP binding; structural constituent of cytoskeleton.